AUGAGUGAUAUUAAUUUGUCUAUGAAUUCGUCGCCCGAUAACAGUGAUAUUAUUAGCUUACAGUUGAUCGACAACGAGUCACCGACAGUUGUGGCUCAACGAUAUUACGGAAAUUCGACCGUCGGAGCUCCCAUCUUACCGCAGUCUAGGUGUAUUAAUCAAAAAAACCAGAGAUCAUUAACAUGGAAUAUAUCGUUGACUGAUGAUCAAGAUGAAGUAUCUGAAAACUUUUUAAGGAUGUAUAAUGAACCAACAACGGUUGCUGAAAAUUUUGGUUCAGCUAUUUUAACGGUUCCCGAGAACAUCAGAAAACAAGCUGAUGAAUUAUUCAAACCUUCAGAAAUCAAUCCAAACGAAAUAUUUGAUUGGGUAAAUACCAAAGUCUCGUGGAUUCUUCCAUCCAGCUAUCAACAAUACCUUAAGUCUAUUCCUCCAAACGUGCUGGAGAAGAGGGAAACACACGUGCUGUACCCCUGGACUCAGUGGAACACGUCGACGGGCACUCAUCACCGACCGUCGCUCAACAAAGCCGUAGCGUCACCAUUGGCGUCCGACCGGUCAAUGUCGUCGUCUUCGUUGUCUUCGUCGUCUGUCUACGCGCACGCAGCACACAGCAGAUCGCCCAACAACAACAACAACAACAGCAGCAGCAGCAAUAACAACAACAACAACUCGUUUGGUCACUGGGGCGGCGGCAGUGGGGCGCUAGCGGCAUCAGCGGCGGCAGACUGCACGUUGACGUCUUCGUCGGCCAGUGACUUGAGCUUUUCGUAUUGGGCGGGCGUAGAUGCUACGUCUUCGCCGCAACAGAACCAACAACUGAAGCAUCAGCAGCAGCAGCACUACCAUCACCAUCAUCAUCAACAACAACAACAACAACAACAGCAGCAGCAACAACAGCAGCAACAACAACAGCAGCAACAACAACAGCAACAACAGCAGCAGCAACAACAACAACAACAACAACAACAACAACACCAGCAGCAACAACAACAACAACAGUCGGUUGGCUGGACACCGGUGACCGUCCGAUCGUCACCGUCCGACUGCGGCCGGUCAGUGUCGUCGGCCGAAUUCGUACAGUACAACGCCACCGCUGACGGCCGCUCGCCAUCGCCGACGUCUGUCCGCUGGCCGUCUCGUCUUUUCUACUGCGUCAACGCCGACAGCAACACGAUCAACAAGCUGGUGGAACACUACUGCACUUUCUGUUACAAGAACCACGAACCACCCGAGGUGUACGGCGGCCACCUGGUCCGGGACGACACACGCACCACUUGUCCUAAACUCAGGGCGCUCCGGUGCAAGCACUGCAGCGGCACCGGCGACAACGCGCACACCAUCAAGUAUUGUCCGUUCUUGUACUCAAACUACAGUUGAUGGUCGGCAGUCGAUCGCGUAGGGUAGACGCGCGAUCGA
Metopolophium dirhodum (rose-grain aphid) is the source of this 1419-nucleotide messenger RNA. RefSeq names its product GATA zinc finger domain-containing protein 10-like. Gene Ontology annotation, cellular component: perinuclear region of cytoplasm. The record is from RefSeq and is a predicted model, not a curated record. Bases 1 to 1380 code for a protein of 459 amino acids. Lineage: Eukaryota; Metazoa; Arthropoda; Insecta; Hemiptera; Aphididae. Gene Ontology annotation, molecular function: zinc ion binding; mRNA binding. The transcript has 3 exons. Gene Ontology annotation, biological process: negative regulation of translation; oogenesis.